This is a messenger RNA of Rubroshorea leprosula, 2909 nucleotides long. The record is from the annotation of a GenBank genome assembly. NCBI's taxonomy places the organism in Eukaryota, Viridiplantae, Streptophyta, Magnoliopsida, Malvales, Dipterocarpaceae.
CUUCUUUGCUUCCCUACGACAAUCUUAUCACCCCUACCACUGCUUCUUUCAUCUUAAAUCUUUGAAUAGGUAGUUAUCAAAACAAACCUAGUCGGCAAUCCAGGAUUAUAGUUUUGAUCCUUACCUUUGAUAUCUUGGCAAAAAUCUUCUCAAGUUUGUAUUGUUUUUGCUUGGUAGAAGAUGAGAGCAGGAGCUUGUAGUGCGCAGCAGACUCUAACUGCUGAUGCUGCAGCCACAGUGAAGCAUGCAGUGAGUCUUGCUAAACGGCGAGGUCAUGCCCAGGUGACUCCUCUUCAUGUAGCAAGUUCCAUGCUUGCAGCGUCUUCAGGUUUACUUCGGAAGGCUUGUCUUCAAUCCCAUUCUCACCCUCUCCAAUUCCGAGCCCUAGAGCUUUGCUUCAAUGUUGCGCUCAAUCGCCUUCCUGCGUCAUCAUCAAGUCCUCUGUUAGGCCCUCACUCCCAUCAUCCUAGCCUUUCCAAUGCCUUGGUUGCUGCCUUCAAGCGUGCCCAGGCUCACCAACGCCGGGGCUCCAUCGAGAACCAGCAACAGCCCAUCCUAGCUAUCAAGAUAGAAUUAGAAAGCCUCAUUAUCUCUAUCCUAGAUGACCCCAGUGUUAGUAGGGUCAUGAGGGAAGCUGGUUUCUCUAGCACCCAAGUUAAAAACAAGGUAGAGCAGGCUGUUUCCUUUGAGAUUUCCUCUCAUGGUACUCCUCCUGCGGCUUGCCAGACUAAAGAAAGCCCUAAACUUCAACUCCUUGGAGCAAACCUGUCUCAGUCUUCACUUUAUACUCAGUUUGGUUUUUCAAUAAGCAAACCACUUGAUCAUGUUAGGAAUGAGGAUGUAACAAAUGUCUUGAACGGAAUAGUGAACAAGAGGAGAAACACUGUAAUUAUUGGAGAGUGUCUGGCUACUGCUGAGGCUGUAGUUAGGGGAGUGAUGGAUAAGUUUGAGAAAGGACAAGUCCCUGGGGACUUGAGGUAUGUUCAGUUCAUCAAUCUUCCUCUCUUCUCCUUGAGAAAUCUCCCCAAGGAUGAGGUGGAGCAGAAGCUUGUGGAGCUUAGGUGCCUUGUGAAGAACUAUAUGGACCGAGGGGUUGUCUUGUAUUUAGGUGAUCUGAAAUUGGUUUCUGAGUUUUGGUCACCCUAUGGUGAGAGGGGAAAUUACUACUGUCCUGUGGAACAUGUCAUAAUGGAGCUUAAAAGAAUAGUGUGUGGAAUUAGGGAGACUGCUGGAAAAAUGUUUCUCAUGGGGAUUGCAACUUCCCAGACCUACAUGAGAUGCAAAGCAGGCAAUUCUUCCCUUGAGACGAUUUGGGAACUUCAUCCUGUUACAAUUUCAGCUGACAGCUUGAGCCUCAGUCUCACUUUGGACAGGGAUGCUCAAAGAACUGCAAGCAGUCUACAAAUCAAGGAGUCAACCACAACGAUCUUUUCUGCCAGCUCAAGCUUGCCUCCAUGGCUGCAACAGCACAAGGAAGAAAGCAGAAGGAAUACUGCCAAUGAUCAGGAAUUUGUCACUGUCAAAGAUCUUUACAAGAAAAGGAAUUCGUAUGGUUCAGUUCACACACACUACUAUAAUGCUGAGGAACCUCUUGAUAUUUCUCUAUCUCCUUCUUCCUCAACUUCAGCCUCCUCCCAAGAUCAUAACAAAAACUUCCAUCAGACCCAACUCGGUACUUGGCCAGUCAUUUUUGAACCAAAACAGCAACCUAAAGAACACCAGUUUUUGAUGUUCGAAAGAAGUGAUGAAGGACAUGAAGUUCAAGUGAGAAAUGAUCCUAAGCCAGACCUCUUAUCAAAUCCUAACUCUAGUCCAAAUUCAGCUUCAACGAGUGAGGCAGUAGAGGAGGAUGUUGACAAACUUUAUGGAUUCAAGGAGGUUAAUGCUGAGAACAUGAGCAUUCUAUGCAAUGCAUUAGAGAAAAAGGUUCCAUGGCAAAAGAAGGUGAUUCCUGGACUAGUUAGCACCCUCCUAGAGUGUCGUUCUGGAGCAAGCAAAAGCAAAAGCUGGAUAAAGCACAGAGAGCAGAAAGAAGAAACAUGGAUAUUUUUCUCAGGUGCUGAUUCUGAAGCCAAACAGAAAAUUGCAAGGGAGCUAGCCAGACUCGUCUUUGGAUCUCAAAGCAGCUUUGUUUCAAUAGGUAUGAGCAACUUCUCAUCAUCAACAAGAGCUGAUGCACAUGAUGAAGAAUCGAACAAGAAAAGGAUGAGAGAUGAGCGGGAUGGAGGCUAUCUUGAAAGGUUCGGUGAAGCAUUGAAUGAGAAUCCUCACAGAGUAUUCUUAAUGGAAGACCUAGAUCAAGUUGAUACUUCUUCUCAAAAGGGCAUCAAGCAAGCUAUGGAAAGUGGGAAAGUAACACUUCCUUGUGGUGACAGUACCGUUCCCCUUAAGGAUGCCAUUAUCAUUUUCAGUUGUGAAAGUUUUAGUUCUGUGUCAAGACCAUGUUCUCCACAUAGAAGGCAGAAAGUUGAUGAGGCUCAAGAGAAGGAUUGCAAGGAACACAUGGAGGAGAAAGGUCCAGGUGCCUCUCUAGAUCUGAAUAUUGCCAUUGAAGAUGAGUGUGGAAAUGAAGGUUCAUUUGGUGACAUCGGCAUGUUGGAGUCUGUUGAUGGGCAAAUCAACUUUAGAGUGCAAAAACAGUAUGAGAGAUCAGUUUGAUACAUUAAGUUAUCAUUAGAUUCUGUGGUGAAAAUUAUUUUCUUCUUAUUUUCUUCUUUUGCUUGGUUUGUAUUUAGAGUGUUAGAUUUGUGGUGAAGGGAAAGUAAAGAAUUCAAACUAACAAGGGGAGAUAUCACAAGAUUUAGCAUGUUAGAACUAGGUUUGCAUGAUGAUCAGUGUAUCUUUUAAGUUCUUCUUUGUUACAUGUAUAAUGCAGCAGGUUUUGUACUUCAGAUUCUAAUUAUUGUAUU